Musa acuminata subsp. malaccensis (wild Malaysian banana) is the source of this 1131-nucleotide messenger RNA. RefSeq names its product ethylene-responsive transcription factor 9. Gene Ontology annotation, biological process: regulation of DNA-templated transcription. Gene Ontology annotation, molecular function: DNA binding; DNA-binding transcription factor activity. The record is from RefSeq and is a predicted model, not a curated record. NCBI's taxonomy places the organism in Eukaryota, Viridiplantae, Streptophyta, Magnoliopsida, Zingiberales, Musaceae.
UCUCGUCUCUUUGAUCCACCCCAUUUAGAGCACUAUAAAGAAAGCGGGGAUAAAGGAAACAAAAGGCAGAGCAUUAAAAAGAAGAGAAAGAGGAGAGACCUUUACCAUGGUCAUGACGCCGAGAGAGCAGCCAGCGGCCUGCGGCAGAGGAAGGGCAGCUGGUGGAGAUGGAGGUGGGAAGGAGACGCAUUUCCGGGGGGUAAGGAAGCGGCCGUGGGGGAGGUACGCAGCGGAGAUCCGGGACCCGGGUAAGAAGAGCCGGCUCUGGCUCGGGACCUUCGACACGGCCGAGGAGGCCGCACGGGCGUACGACGCUGCCGCCCGCCAGUUCCGUGGAUCCAAGGCCAAGACCAAUUUCCCUUACCCGAGCCCCGGCAUCGUCGUGGUCGCCACGGCGGCUGGUGGUGGCAGCCCCAGCAGCCAAAGCAGCACGGUGGAGUCGUCCGGUCGCGAGGCAUCGGCCGCCGUGCCCCCCCUUGCGAUCCCGCUCUCGCCCUCGCUCGACCGCGGCCUAGUCCACCGCGGCGGCGCGCGAUUCCCCUUCCAGCCAUUCCCCGCCAUCGCCGCUCAUGCCAUGCCGGCGGCUCACCCGUGCUUCCUCUUCGACUCGAUCGUGAGACCGGACAAGUCGGCGACGGCGGCGAUGAACCACCACCGUCUGACACUGUGCCCUCCCAUGAUGAUCGCCGGUCUACACGGUCGGAUGGCCAGAGGCUCCCAGAGCGACUCGGACUACUCUUCCAUCGUCGACCUCCGUUGCUACCAGCACUCGGCGCCGCCGCACAAGAUGUUCACCCUCGAUCUGGAUCUGAACCUGCCGCCUCCGCCCGAGAUCGCUUGACUCGCCUUUCACCUCGCUUCAAAUCUUAUCCCACGCCGUAGUUAAAGCAGGUCCUCUAAUCGUCCCUUUCCACGUUCAAGAAUGUCUCUCUUUCGGAUUAGGAGAUGAAAGAGGUGUGAGAAAGAGAGUUUUUGUAAAAUAGUUGCUUUUCCUUCACCGAGAAGGAGAUCAGUAGUGCCAUCAGAGGAGAGAUUCCGACCUCGGUGUUGUCGUCUCGCUCUUUUUUUUUCUUCUUUCCCCCUCUUUAUGAUUGUUACUAAUGGAAAAUAAACGUUCUUUUAAUUUUAUUC